Moneuplotes crassus is the source of this 1399-nucleotide messenger RNA. The record is from the annotation of a GenBank genome assembly. NCBI's taxonomy places the organism in Eukaryota, Ciliophora, Spirotrichea, Euplotida, Euplotidae.
AUGGAGCAUAAUUGGUACAUUCCAAAGGAAUACAACCCAACAAGGAAGGGAAAAAGAAAGCCAAGAGAUCUCAAUCUCGAAAGAAACGUCCUAAAAGUUAAGAACAGAAAAUAAAUGCAAAGGGAAAAGCAGAGUUGACUGAAUCCAGACGAGCUCUCAAGAGAGCUUGCUGAAUAAAACAAGACCUUGAAUAAUAGAGAGUGUGGAACACUCCCAUACGCCUCAAUUUAUCAUAAAGGACCAACCUUAUAUAAAAAGAGUCCAGAGGACAUUAUAUGAUGGCUCAGGAUCACGGUCAAUAGUUGAAAAUAUUGGCCCUAAAGAGAGGAUGAAGAUCAUUAGGUACCAACCUCAUCCGUUUGAAGGAAGAGAUGCUGUGCCAAUACAUCCUCCUCCCAACAUGGAUCAGACCUUCAGUCCACAUAAAAGAGUGAGGAAAGGAAACUGUCCCUAUCAGAGAGAUGGAAUAUGUAAAAAUGAGAGUGAAAGAGCUUUAGUUAGAUAUAGCAAUCUUAGGAAAGUUCCAAUGCCACAUUUUGAGAGAGAAAGGCCUCAUCAAAUAUACAAUACUUUGGACUCUUUAAAUGAUGAGAACCAAGAUUUACAAAGACAAAGAGAGCCUUAUCAUUCUUUAAGGAGACCUUGCAAGACACCUUUUCGAACACUGAAUCUUGGCUCAAUUGACAAUGAGAAAUAUAGAGACAAAAGGUCUAAAACUGUUCAUCCAAAAUACAAAAGACAUCGGUCAAGGAAAAGAAAGAGGAGGAAAUCAAAGAAGCAUGAUAAACAUAAAAACUCCCAGAAUAUUUCGUACAGAGAUUAUCAUGCCCAAAUCACAGAGAGAUCUCAGAAAAGGAGAUAUAGAAUGAGGACACCAGAUGAGAUCUAUGUGGAGAAAAAGCCUCAAAAGAAGAGUAAAACAAGGAGAAAGAAGAAAGUCAAAGGACUUAAUCCAGAUUUGUAUAAAAAGAGAAUGCAUCGAGUCAAAACUCACAAGUUUGAGUAUAAAAAGCCUAUUCCUCACAUAGAGGAGAAAAACAUGAGUCAAUUGCGGAUGAGAGAUAAACAAAUGCAAAGAGGGUUUAGAGAGCUCUACAGAAGCACUGUGGAAGCACUCCUUCCAAGAAAACCAAACGCAAUGAAUAGGAAACAUACUGCUCCUUUAAAUAACAGAAGAAUUACUAAUGAGCAAUGCGAAUUAGAAGAAACAUCUGCACCUUCUUCGACUUCUGAAGAAGACUUGCAUGAGAAUGACAUAAGAAAAAGAGUGAAUAGAACCCACCAGGAAGAAGUAUCUCAAAGAUUAAAACACCUCGGAGAUUCUUUAACAAAUUGAGAAAGAAAAUUUGGGAAUAUCAACAGAUCAAUUGAGCAUAUUAGACAGUCCUACAUGUCUUAA